Molecule: messenger RNA, 1002 nt
Organism: Malassezia restricta
Lineage: Eukaryota; Fungi; Basidiomycota; Malasseziomycetes; Malasseziales; Malasseziaceae
Product: Indole-diterpene biosynthesis protein PaxU
Exons: 1
Coding region: 1-1002 (333 amino acids)
Source: RefSeq, a predicted model, not a curated record
AUGAGCGCGAACGAAGCGGAGCAGUUGAAGCUGGAGCAGUAUGCCCCGCUUAUCUACGUCGCGCAUCCAGACUAUCAUGCGGCUCCCGUCAUAACACCUGCGCCUAGUGUCAUUCUUAUCUGUGGCUGGAUGGAUGCCCAAUUGCGGCACGUUUACAAGUAUGUUGAGCCGUAUCGCCGCUUAUUUCCUCAUGUGCCUGUGAUCGUUAUGCUUUCUACGGUCGACUCUUGUUUUCGAUCCUCUACCAAAGAAUGGAAGAAGAACGCUGAGAUCGUGCAGCGCAUUCUGCGUGAAGCAGGGAAACUUGCUUAUGAAAAAGCACCGAACGAGCCCCAAACCGUCUUCAUUCACGGAUUCUCCAAUGGUGGUCUUAUUUCGCUGGAUUCACUCAUGGAGCACAUGGACGACCCGUCUCCAACGUUUCCACAGCCUGUUGGAUCUGUGCUCGAUAGUCUUCCAGGCUAUGAUAGUGCUCGAGUCACGCUAUCAGCAGUGAUUGCAGGCAUUCAUGGCGACGACCUAAAGGCUCGGUUGACACGAGCGUAUACACAAGCAACUAUGACUGUGCUUCAUUAUGUUCGACAAGUCACUAGUUUUAUGGGUGGACGUGCUCCUAAUAUUAAUUUUGCCAAGGCAUAUAUCAACAAGCCUCAGUCUUGGGCGUGGAGAAAAGGCACGGCUCCGCUCAAAUGCCCUCCUCGUCUGUAUCUUCAUACGCGUGCUGACGAAUACAUUUCGCCUGACGCAGUGGAUGAACAUGCCGUCGAAGUGCAAAGAGUCAACCAGGAAGAGCCUGCCAUGGUCGUCGAGGCUGAAAACCUAAAGAACUCAGUGAUCUCUUGGCCACCGCUUCAUGUCAUCCGGACACGCCGGAUGGUUUGGAAUACGCCCAAACAUGUUCAGAUCGCACGAAUGCAUCCAACAUUGUAUUGGUCGGCGAUUGAAACAUUCGUGCGUGAUACGAUGUCUAUGAUACCGAGCCCUAUCAAAAGCCGGCUUUAA